Rotaria sp. Silwood2 is the source of this 1560-nucleotide messenger RNA. The record is from the annotation of a GenBank genome assembly. NCBI's taxonomy places the organism in Eukaryota, Metazoa, Rotifera, Eurotatoria, Philodinida, Philodinidae.
AUGUCUUCAUCAAUGUUUCGUACGUCAACAUUUCCAGUUUCAAAACCAUCUUUAUUCAAUCAAAAACGAGAAAAAGAAAGAUCUGAAUUAUCAACAUUAAAUGAUAAAUUUGCUGAUUAUGUUGAAACAGUUCGAUUUUUCGAAGCGCACAAUAAAAAGAUUCAGAUUGAUACGAAUCUUCUUAGUGAAAAACAACGUGAAAGUUGUCAAAAGAUUAAAACGAUGUUUGAAACAGAAUUUGCGCAAUUAAAAGAAGUAACGGAACAAUUAUUAAAAGACAAAAAUGACUCAUUUAGUAUUGCUCAAAAUGCACAGAAUUCCAUUCUUCCAUUAAAACAACAGCUUAGCCAAACUUUUAAAGAAUGCGAUUCAUCAAAAUAUGAAACUGACAAAAUUGAACGACACUUAUCAUCUAUUGAAGGUGAUAUUCAAAUGUAUAAUCGUCGUCUUGCUUAUCAAGAUAGUCAACAAGCAAAAUGGAAACAAUUUAUUAGUCAUAUGCAACGUCUUUUAUUACAAGCAAAAAAUGAAAUUCAUAAUGAAAUUUCAAUACGUGCAUCAUGCGAACAAGCAUCAAAACAAUUACGUAUUGAUAUAAGUAGAUUACGUGAACAACAACAACAAAAAUUAAAUGAUCUUCAACAAUCAUCAUUUAUUUUAAGUCCCAAUGCAACAAAUGAACGUGCACUGAUGUUUAAAUCUGAUUUAGCAAAUGCUAUAAGAAGAAUUCGUCAAGAUUGUGAAAGAGAAAAUGAUUUACAACGCAAUGAAUUAUAUCAAAAAUUUGCCCAAUCAUAUGAAGAUAUAAUUCGACAACAUUCUAAACUUGCAAGUUUAUUAUUAAAUGAACGUGAACAAGAACGUAUUAGACAAGAAGAAGAACAUGUACGUUCAGAAAUUCAACAUAUACGAUCAAAUACUGAUUUAUUAAAACAAAAAAAUUCAGAAUUAAAAUUACAUUUACGUGAAUUACAAAUUAAUCUUGAAAUGAGUGAAAAUGAAAAUGAACGUAUUCAACAAGCACAACAAAAUCAAAUCAAUCAAUGGAAAUUAAAACAUGAAAAAAUUACUAAAGAUUAUGAAGAUGUUAUAAGUAAACAAUUGUCAUUAGAACAAGAAAUUGAAACAUAUAGAAAUUUAUUAGAAGGUACUAUGAAACCAGUUGUUGACAAUAUUACUGAUGAAUAUAAUUCAAUGGCUGCUAAUCAAAUAAAAAAGGAACAACAAAAGAAUUUAUUAAAUCGAAAACCUCUUUCAACAAGUGUUGAUUCAAUAUUAUCAACAUCCAAUUCUACAAAUAAAUAUGAUAAUAAUUCGUUUGUUGCUUUUAUGACGUUGGAUCUUGAUAACAAUCAAUCAAUUCAUUCAUUAACGCCUAUUAAGGAUAGCUCAACAACAACAUAUAGAAAUAAUUUCGAAAAAAGUAAAAGUGUUGAAGGUUUAUAUGUUAAAAUUAAUGAUGAUAAUCAACAGAUGGUGGAAGAAAAUGAACAGGCAAAUGGUGGAUCUUCAUCAAAGAGUCGAACACCAAUAUUUAUUGAACGACGACGACAAAACUAA